AUGUCAACAGUAAAAUCAAUUAAGCUGGUGCUGCCCGAGGACGAGGUGUACCUGGCAGGCUCCAGCAUAGCUGGUCAACUGGUUCUGAAGCUUAGGAGCACCCUGGUGGACCCUGUGGUGAAGGUGGAGCUGGUGGGAAGAGGCUACCUGGAGUGGAAUGAGGAGGAAAACCCCCACCUGGACUACAGCAGGAGCACUGUCUGCAGGAACCAGGCUAUUUAUGUCUCCAAAGCACAGAAUUUCCAUGUAGAUGAUGGCUGGCUGGAUUCUGGGGUCCACACCUUUGACUUCCACUUCAGCUUUCCUCCGGGGCUUCCCUCGACAUUCACUAGCAAAAUUGGCCUCAUCUCAUACUUUAUUCAAGGGACUUGCAGUGGCCGUGAAAUUGUUUUAGCUAAAGAGAAGAGAUAUUUACUGUUGCAAGGAACCUUUGGCAACCAAGGAGAAGAUGCCUCACUGAUGGUGGAAGCUAGGAAGGAUGCAGUUUAUCUCUGCUGCUUCAGUCAUGGUUCUGUGAUCCUUCGGAUUUACCUAGAGAAAAACAUAUUUUCCCCUGGUGAAACCAUUGUCUUCAUGACAGAUAUUUCCAACAGGACAUGCAAGUACAUUAGAAAGCUAGUUUUUGCGGUGCACUGCAUUGUCCUGUACAGGGGCUUCAACAGCAGGGGAGAACAACGCUCCUUGGAAGACCGAAGUGAAGUGGCGAGGCUCGAGUUCUGGACAGACACGGCCCCCUUCCAGGUCAUGCGAGUCACCAGCAAGCUGGUUCUGCCAAAGCCGCUGCCUGUCACCAGCACACUCACGGAAAAUGAAAUGAUGUCAUUCAGGUAUGAGCUGGUAGGGACUUCUAACCUUCCUUGUACCACAUCCACCAUGGUAGGCAGGAUACCUGUCAUCGUAGCAAUACCUGAGAAUAUCUCUGAGGAGCAAAGCACCAUGAAUCCAAGUGAAAAUGAAGGUGACAAAUCAGAGGGGAAUACCCUUGACAGAGACAUUUCUGAGAAGGACCAAGAAACAAUUGAAAUCAAAUCCAGUGAAUAA
Messenger RNA from Struthio camelus australis, 1041 nucleotides. It is a transcript of the gene ARRDC5, whose product is annotated as arrestin domain containing 5. The record is from RefSeq and is a predicted model, not a curated record. Gene Ontology annotation, cellular component: cytoplasm. Lineage: Eukaryota; Metazoa; Chordata; Aves; Struthioniformes; Struthionidae. Gene Ontology annotation, biological process: protein transport.